CAAAGGAGUACCGACCAGCGUCUCAGACCCAUCCGUCGUUCUGCCUUAUCCGUCUCCGUUGCUGCAUCGCAUCCAUGUGCCAAACCCCCGCUGCCAAGAAAUCUUCCUCGGCCGUGCGCCAGUUCACCUGGGCCGAGAUCGAUGAAUCUCGCCCCAAGGAAUUCAACGUCAAAGGCGCCUCGACCAAGGGCCCUGUCUACAUCGUCAUCGACGGCAAGGUUUACGAUGUCGGCGGCGAUUUUGUUCGCUGGCAUCCUGGUGGUGCCGUGAUCAUCUCCCAGAUGGGCAAAGAUGCCUCCUCUGCCUUUGAGGUGUUCCAUCCCGAGUCCGCCUACGAGACUCUGGCCAACUUUUACGUCGGAGAUCUCAAGGACGGAGAGCCCUCCAAGCAGAAUGAUUUCGCCCACGAGAUCAAGCAGCUUCGCGCCAAGUUCGAGAAAGCAGGCUACUUCAAGUCCAGCAAGCUCUUCUACGCCUACAAGAUCCUCAGCAAUCUGGCGCUCCUGUCUGCCUCCUUGGGCACCUUGGCUUAUCUGGGCAACAACCUUGUCGGAAUCGUUUUUGCGGCCGUGUGCAUGGGCCUCUUUUUGCAGCAGUGCGGCUGGCUCGCCCACGACUUUUUGCACCACCAGGUCUUCGAGAAUCGUGCUAUCAACAACGCCUUUGGCUAUGUCAUCGGCAACGUUGCCCAAGGUUUUUCCGUCGCUUGGUGGAAAAACAAGCACUGCACCCACCACAGCGCCCCCAACAUCCAUCAGCAGGACCCCGAUAUCGACACGAUGCCUUAUCUCGCCUGGUCCGAGCAUGCCCUCGAACUCUUCAGCGACUUCAAGGAUGACACCGUCGCCCGCUUCCUGGUUUCUCGCCAGUCGAUCCUCUACUUCCCGAUCCUGUCGCUGGCCCGCAUCCCCUGGGCGCUGCACUCCAUUCUGUUCGUCCUUCCCGGCCACUCCGAAUGCGUCGUCUCGGACCCCACCAUGCUGCUUAUCGAGCGAUCGACGCUGGCGAUCCACUGGGUCUGGUACCUGGGCACCGCCUUCUACUUCUUGUCGCCUCUGCACGCCCUCCUGUACAUCCUCUUGUCACAGACCGUUGGUGGCCUGUUCCUGGCCUCAGUCUUCUCGCUCAACCAUAACGGCAUGUCCAUCUACGACGACGUCACCGGCAAGGACAUUGAGUUCUACCAACUGCAGGUCGACACUGGCCGCAACGUCACCCCGACCCAUUUCAACAACUGGUUUACCGGUGGUUUGAACUUCCAGAUCGAGCACCAUCUUUUCCCCACCAUUCCUCGCCACCACAUCGGCAAGACCGCCCCCGAUGUCAUGGCCGUCUGCAAAAAGUACGGCAUCCCGUACCACUCAACGUCGUUUUCGGGUGGCAUCCAGGAGGUUGUCAGCCGUUUGGGCGUCAUCGGCAAGAUGUCUGUCAAGAUUGCUCAGAUGAAGCAAUAGGGACCGCGAUUUUCUUCUUUUCCCCUCCUCCCUACCCCUUACGCUUUCCAUCAGCGAUCCGAAUAACAGAAGGAGCUCUGCAACAUAGCUUGACGAUGUUUUUUUUGGUUCGGUAAUAGAGCGGCCUGCAAUAGCAAACGACGACUCUCCGUUGGGAACAUCACCCUGUAUUCUGUGUAAUGGGGAGUGGGCGCUCGUUGCGACAGCACAUAUGCCUUGCUCCGGUGAAAUGGAUGAGGAUCGACGAAUUGUACCGUACCAGCGAUAUCAGUCCGAUGAUGCCCAGGCACUUGCCACGGCCGAGAUGGAGACGAU
This is a messenger RNA of Polychytrium aggregatum, 1769 nucleotides long. Its product is annotated as fatty acid desaturase-domain-containing protein. Gene Ontology annotation, molecular function: oxidoreductase activity, acting on paired donors, with oxidation of a pair of donors resulting in the reduction of molecular oxygen to two molecules of water; heme binding. The record is from RefSeq and is a predicted model, not a curated record. The transcript is spliced from 9 exons. Gene Ontology annotation, cellular component: membrane. Bases 75 to 1454 code for a protein of 459 amino acids. NCBI's taxonomy places the organism in Eukaryota, Fungi, Chytridiomycota, Chytridiomycetes, Polychytriales. Gene Ontology annotation, biological process: lipid metabolic process.